AUGCCGACAGUACCUCAAGGUGGCAAAGUCCUGGUCUCUGGUGCAAAUGGCUACAUUGCUAUGUGGACCGUGAAGAUACUUCUCGAGCGGGGUUACCGCGUUCGGGGAACAGUACGCUCUGCAGACAAGGGAAAGUUUAUGAGCGAUUACUUCGCGAAGCUCGGUUAUGCGGAGGCGUUCGAAUUUGCGAUUGUUGAGGAUAUCGUCAAGGAAGGCGCGUUCGAUGAAGUCGUCAAAGAUGUCGACGCUAUUGAGCAUAUGGCAUCGCCAUUCCACUUCAAUGUCAGCGACCCACAAGAAUUCUUCAAGCCUGCCAUUCAAGGAACGGUUGGCAUCCUCAAGAGCGCCGUGAAAAACGCAACUCGCGUCAAGCGUAUCGUCAUCACUUCUUCCUGCGCGUCAGUUCUCACUCCGGGCCUGUCCGUGCCCAAGGUCUUCAGCGAGAACGACUGGAACGAGGCUUCGCCCAAGGAGGUCGAAGAGCUCGGUUCAAAAUCACCGGGAGCCUCUAUCUAUCGUGCAUCCAAGACGCUUGCGGAAAAGGCGGCAUGGGAGUUCUACAACCAGCACAAGUCACAGGUUCAAUGGGAUCUAGCCGUUAUCAACCCGCCAUUCGUCUUUGGGCCCGCCAUUCACGAUGUCACCUCGCUCAAGUCCUUGAAUACCUCUCUUCAAUCGUGGUACGACGUAGUCGUUUCUGAUUCUCCGAAGACGAAGGAGGUCCUUGGCCAGACAAUCCCGUGGGUGGACGUUCGCGAUACUGCGUUAGCACAUGUCCUAGCUAUCGAGAAAGAGGCUGCGGGUGGUGAACGAAUCAUCACUACAUCUGGAUCAACCAUUUGGCAAGAGUGGCUCGACGCUGCAAAUAGCCUCAACCCCAACCCUCUCCCUUCGCACAAGCUGGCUAUCGGGCUUCCUGAGAUCUCUCAGGGAGAGAAAGUAUACCUCAUCUCUUACGACAAAUCCAAGGAAGAGCGCCUCCUGGGCAUCAAGUUUAACACAAUAGUGGAGACGACGAAGGCGACGUUGGAGGACUUCGCGAGACGCGGCUGGUAG
Molecule: messenger RNA, 1056 nt
Organism: Cyclocybe aegerita
Lineage: Eukaryota; Fungi; Basidiomycota; Agaricomycetes; Agaricales; Hemipholiotaceae
Source: the annotation of a GenBank genome assembly